Molecule: messenger RNA, 2314 nt
Organism: Cryptomeria japonica (Japanese cedar)
Lineage: Eukaryota; Viridiplantae; Streptophyta; Pinopsida; Cupressales; Cupressaceae
Product: probable thiol methyltransferase 2
Exons: 8
Coding region: 1266-1907 (213 amino acids)
Molecular function (GO): S-adenosylmethionine-dependent methyltransferase activity
Source: RefSeq, a predicted model, not a curated record
AAUACAACAUCUCACAAAAUUUCUAAAUCCUUUAAGCUUUGCUGGAUGUCCUUGCCCUUUUCCAAAGCUCCCAUUUUGGCACAGGGAGGAUGCUGGCAAAGGUUGUGGAAUUUGGUUUUACACCUGCCAAUUGCAUUUGCUUGAAAAUAUCCUCAUUUAUCAGGACACUCAUUGCCAAUGAAAGAACAACAUCGCUCACAUUUGGGAGUCGACCUCUAAUUAGCAAUAACUCAAAAAGAAAACUCAUUCCAGUUUUUUUAAAGUUUAAUCUGUAGAUGCAAGAGAAACAAAGGAAAAAAUGUCAAAUGAUUCAAAAAACUUGUCGAAGUUAAAUUUGAAACAUGAAUAAAUUACAAUCUUCAAAUUUAAGCACUCAAGCAUAUUCACAGAAUUUAUCAGCUCACAAGUUCCUCCAUAAACAGAUGGAUAAUAUCCGCCUAGGGUUUUCAUCACUCUGCACUACAGUCAAACCCUACGCCAUAAUUUAGUGGCACGCUCUGGUCUCUUUAUACUUGGUGUACAAAAUAUUAGUGCGCGUGUGGUUAUUGAGGAGCUUCUCCAUUUCUUCGGGAUGCUCAGAAGCUCAUGAACAGCGCUCAACAGGGGAUCCAUAUCAUCACACAGCAGCUCUGCGUUCCGGGGAAACGGUGGGGCAAUGGGGAAGGAAGGAACUUCUGCGGUAACGGCAAAAAUGAAAACGGAAUCUUUGAAACGGUCAAAACGGCAAACCGUAACAUAAAAAGACACGUGAACGGGAAAGGUUGGGUUAAGCAGUCAACGGUUACGGCCAACAUUAACAAAGAAAAUGAUAGAAUUAGAUGUGAUUUAAAGAGCAAACAGAUCCAUCGAAAAUAAAGAGGGAAGAAAAUCCGCAAGAAAUGUGGAAUAAACUAGAACUCUUGAAAGCAAUGAGGACGGGAAGCAAAACUUCUGUGUACACGCAAUGCACACCACGCGUUUUUUUAUCAAUUUCGGACGUUCUUCCCAAUUGCUUUCUCUGGUUGGCAAUGGCCAGGUGAGGCAUAGAACCGUUCUCGGUAGCGAAGUAAAACUUCUGACAGUAUUUAGGAAUUUGUCAUCCCAAUCAAUUAAUCAACCGACAAUGAGUGCCGCAAAUUUGGAGAGGCAAAGGAAGAUGCGACAACUAGUCAAUAAUCAGCCGAUGGAUGCAUGGGACAAAUGCUGGGUGGAAGGAGCGAUCCCCUGGGAUAUCGGACAUGUUACUCCAAUUCUUUCACACCUGAUAGAAAAAGGUCUUCUCCCAUAUGGCAGGGCUUUGGUUCCUGGAUGUGGGGUAUGAUGUUGUGGCUCUUGCUAACCACAAUCGUUAUGUGGUAGGUGUUGACAUCUCUGAAACUGCAAUUAAACGAGCACAAGAGCUGGCUGCAUGUGCUCCAAAUGUUGAGUACUUAGAGUUUCUGAAGGAAGAUUUUUUCACAUGGGCUCCAACAGAGCAGUUUGAUUUUAUCUUUGAUUACACGUUUUUCUGUGCUUUUGAGCCUCAGAUGAGACCUGCCUGGGCAAAGCGUGUAGCAGAGCUAUUAAAACCUGAUGGAGAGCUUUUGACAGUAAUAUUCCCUGUAAGCAAUCAUGAGGGAGGCCCACCUUAUGCAGUUUCUCUUCUCCAGUAUGAAAAGGUUUUACAUCCAUUUGGUUUCAAGGCAACCUCAAUUGAAAACAAUGAAAUGGCCAUUGAAAGACGCAAGGCAUCAAAUGGCGACCCCGGAGUCGAAAGAUCAACUGCUUGGCGGACCCUCAUCAAAGAAGAUCAAGUUAGGACAAGGACGAUCUCCUCCGGUCCAGCAUCAUUAAGGACGACCUUCUCCAUCUAUCUUCCAGUCCAACAUUUGAAGGAAAGCAUCACCAAAUUGAGAAUCAACCAAGUGUUAGACAAGGUGGCAUCCUAGUCAUCGCUCCUCCAGUCGGGUUGGUCCACUUCAGCAUGUCUAGAUUCAAUGUACCUGACUCAUUAAAGGUGGCACAAGCUUCGAUGUACCUACCCCAGCUAUCCAUUGGUCGAAUAUUCCAGAGAAGACAUGUGUCCAAUUAAUACAAUUAUUUCAUCGGUCAGAAUUGAGUUUGUUGUAACAAACCCUAAUUAGGGUUUUCAUUGUAGAAUCUUGGCCAUUGAUCUCAAAUUGAUCUUAGCCAUUGAAUUGUAUUAAGGGCACUAUAUAAGCCCUGACUCUUCAUUUGUAAAUGCUAAUAGAAAGUAGUUAGUGAAUAGUGGAAAAAUAUAGAAAAUAGUUAGUUAAUAGUCAGAGAAUAGUUAGUCAGGAGUUAGAAGGUGAAUAGUUAGAAUAGUGAAUAAGUC